AUGAUAGAAGAAACAAAUAAUAUAAAUAACAUUAAUAAUAAUAAUAUUGAAAAUAAUAUUUUCAAGAAUUUUAAUUUUAAAAAUGUUAAAACAGAAAUUAAUGUUGGAGAUAUUGUUUGUAAUGAAAAAAACAAUGACCAAACCCAAAGAAUUAUUUUUGAUAUUCCAUUCACCAAUACUCCAAAGUUGGCAAUUUAUUUUAAAUCAAUUAGCCAAUCAACCAUUUCAAAUGUAAAAUAUUUAUCAUGUAAUGUUUCUAAUAUAGGUUUUGACUUUAAAUUUAAUUAUUUAAAUGAUAAAAUUAAUUCAAAUGAAUUCUGUAUUGAAUACAUUGCAAUUUAUCACCAAAAAAAAAGUUACCAAAAUGGUGAUGAGAAGUUUUUCAUUAAAAAUAGAUUUGUUUCAAAAAUGUAA
Messenger RNA from Dictyostelium discoideum AX4, 414 nucleotides. RefSeq lists its product as hypothetical. The record is from RefSeq and is a predicted model, not a curated record. The transcript is spliced from 2 exons. Lineage: Eukaryota; Evosea; Eumycetozoa; Dictyosteliales; Dictyosteliaceae. Gene Ontology annotation, biological process: cell adhesion. Bases 1 to 414 code for a protein of 137 amino acids. Gene Ontology annotation, molecular function: carbohydrate binding.